Messenger RNA from Symbiodinium sp. CCMP2592, 275 nucleotides. Lineage: Eukaryota; Dinophyceae; Suessiales; Symbiodiniaceae. The record is from the annotation of a GenBank genome assembly.
GUUGCCUUCAGCGCUGGCGCACAGGCGCUGAACAGCUUUACCGUUGACUUCAGUUUCUCGGUAGCUGCCGUGCGCGAAGGUGAGCGUUUUUUCAAGCCGAAGAUUCUCAGCCUUUGCAACGGCAGAGGUGGAUUCCGAAUUCAACUGGAAGCGGCGAAAUUGUCACUGCUUCUCUUCUCGCCCACGCAGACUUUGGUUGGAGAGUUGGCUGCAGAUUUCGAUUGGAAGGAGAGGUCCGAUGUGUGGACCCGAGUCACCUGCACGUUGGAGUCCGA